UUUUCUAACUUAAUGUUGGCAUUAUUCAUCGGUGCAUUUACUGUUACGAGAGGUUACGAGAUCUUCGACCGAGCUUCUUUGAAAAAAAUAGCAUUGGCAAACAAUGAAUUCUCUUUCGAGUUACUAAGAAGUUUAGAAUCUGAUAAAAACAUUUUCAUGUCUCCAUUCAGCAUCUACGUAGCGUUAGCCAUGCUUAGCGAAGGUGCAAAAAGCGAAACAUACGAACAGAUACGACGUGUUCUCAAUUACAACAUGGCAGGAAUCCAGAGAGAUAAUAUUUCUAGAAGUUUCAAACAAUUGUUGCAGUUCUUGCAGAGUAAUGGGAGUGAAUACGAACUAAAUGUGGCAAAUGCCAUGAUCUUGCAAUCGAAUUAUUCAAUUUCGAACGAAUUCCUGAAGAAAAUUAAGAAUGAUUUUAAUUCGCUCGUAACGAGGGUGUCUUUUGAAACAGGAGACAAUCGCGCUGUUACAGAAAUUAACAAUUGGAUAAGGCAAGCAACUGGUGGGAAAAUAAAGGAAUUGUUUCGAGCGCUCGAACCCGAAACCAGACUCGUUUUACUGAAUGCAAUUUACUUUAAGAGCGUGUGGGAGAAUGCAUUCGAUUCGAAGAAAACUUACAAUCGAAGCUUCUAUAACAAUGGCGUAAAUCCUGUCCAAGUUCCCUUCAUGCACGCGAAUAUAAAAAGCGUAAUGAAUGUAAAUUUUGAAAACUUUCGUGCAAUUUCUCUUCCUUACAAGGGAAAAGACAUACAAAUGAUAAUUGUAUUGCCAACAAACGAUUACAAUUUGAAGAAUUUACAAUUGAAUGCCGAUAAAUUGGAAGAGAUUAUUUCCGAAAUGAAACCUCAACCCUACUUAGAGUUGGCAUUACCAAAAUUUACAUUGGAAGAAUCUUUAUCGUUAAACGAGCAUUUGAAGAAUCUUGGUAUGACAAAUUCCUUCACUCGUAAAGCUGAUCUAUCGGGAAUUACUGGUGAUAAAGAUUUAUAUGUCAGUGAAGUGAUGCACAAAGCUGUCAUCGAUGUCAACGAAGAGGGAAGCGUAGCAGCAGGAACGACGGGACUGAUACUUGUUGCAAAAGUAGUUACAGAUCGUAGAUUCUAUUGUGAUCGUCCUUUCCUGUUUGUUAUUCGCGAUAUGAGAACGGGAAUGAAUCUCUUUGUGGGUCAGUUAAAACAAUUGUAAAUUGUCAAAAUUAAUUAUGCAUUUGGAUCUUAUGUAAAUCAAUAAA
Messenger RNA from Centruroides sculpturatus (bark scorpion), 1231 nucleotides. RefSeq names its product leukocyte elastase inhibitor-like. NCBI's taxonomy places the organism in Eukaryota, Metazoa, Arthropoda, Arachnida, Scorpiones, Buthidae. The record is from RefSeq and is a predicted model, not a curated record. Gene Ontology annotation, molecular function: serine-type endopeptidase inhibitor activity. The transcript has a single exon. The coding region runs from base 13 to 1185 and encodes 390 amino acids.